UAACUGGCUGCGCAGAGCUUUUAUUGGACGGUGUCCUUCUCACCUCCUCACUCUUGACAAGUCAGAUCACUCAAAUAUUCAACCGAGGACAGCGCUGCUCUGUCGGAACACUUGUGGACGAAAGUCAAAGAGGCGGAAAAGAGGCAAAAGGACGCGAGGGGAGGAAAAGAAAACGGAAAAUGUGAGUCUGAGACUGUAGUGAGAUAUUGUGGUGUUUAGAGAAGUUACGUGGGGACAGUCAGUGUUGCCUCACAGCAGGAGGAAUUAUGUUCUCCGGUUUCCUCAACUGACUAACACAGAGCUUCCCGAGGCAUCAGCAACCCGCCGGCUGUGGAGGAGUCAGUGGUUGUCUGGGGGCCCCGGGAACCAACAGCUGCCCUCAGCUGAAAACCUUGUAAAACCCUGCAAAUCUUUUAUUUUAUCUUUGGCUUGGGGGGAGCUGAGGAUGCCCCAGCCAGAGGGGUUUUGCGUGUCUAAUUUUGAAGAGUUACACCUUGAAUUUGAUCAUUUCAGAUAAUACAACGGGUCUUUGCGGCCCCUCGUUGAUAUUUUCCACUUGUACAGUUUGUCCGCGUCCUGAAAGAAAAUCGAACUUUAGAAAACUCACUGGGCCUUUCGGCCAAACUGCAAAAGUUUGGAGACAGAUUUUUCAAUGUCCAAUCAGGGGCCGGGACACUCUCACCUGACCCGCAGCGAGUCACUGCACUUCAGUGGAUUUAAACACCUGCGUGGACCAGGUAGCAGCAGGGGCUCGUGACGGAGCUGCGUGCUGGGGCCCAGUGUGAGCACUUCUCAUAGAACUGACAGUUGCGCCAGUGUUAUCAUCGUCUGUGCUCUCGUGGUUUCCAUGGAGCCCGCGGAGGAGACAGACAGCAUGACGGGCAGGAUGCCGCUGAACGCAGGAGACGCCGGGUACGGCAGCGUGUCGGGCCCCGGGCUGUCGGGCGCCGCGGGCGGCUCGGAGACGGCGCCGCUGCUCAUCGCGGUGCCCGAACCGCAGCCGCUCCGGCAGUGGCAGCCGCUGACCAAGGAGCAGCUGGAGGUGGCCGCGGGGGGUCCGCGGUGGAGGAGGCUCCGCUGCUACCUGGUGCUCCUCUUCUGGCUGGCCUGGCUGGCCAUGCUCGCCACCUCCGUCGCCAUCAUCGCCACGAGCCCCCGGCCCGUCGUGACGCCGCUCGAGUGGUGGCAGAAGACGCUGCUCUACGAGCUGCCGCCCGCCGCCUUCAGGGCGGAGGAGGGGCCAGGGGGCAUCGACGUGCUGUGUGAGCAGCUUCCCUACCUCCGGUCCCUGGGUAUCGGGACUCUAAUCCUGGAGGGCCUAUUCGAUAAAGAAAACCUCACUGUGACCGGGGAAAGCUUGGGGACGUUGCCUCAGAUACAACAUCUGCUCACGGAGAGCAGCAAAGCUGGUCUCAAAGUGGUGUUGGACUUCUGUGGAUUGAAACUAGAUGGAGCAGGAAACAAACCGUCAAACCUCUCGGCCACAGUACAUCCACUGCGGUUCUGGUUGGAGCAGGGCGUGGCCGGUUUUGUAAUCUGUGAUACAGAUGCAGCGUAUUCAGAAAAGACUCUGCUGGAUUGGAGAGGUGUCUUCAGGGAAUUUAGCAGUCAGGAGGAGAAAAGGAUUGUGGUGGUGAGACAAACACAAUACAUCCUGCCUCCUCUGAACAACUCGAGUCAGACCAACAAGAUGCUGGUGGAUGUGGUCAUGAGGUCAAUUCUGCCAUCUUCACAUCACAUCCUGUCUGCCCGGGAAGUGGCCGAUGCCAUAGAGACGCACCUGCAAAUAAGAGAAGAUAUAUGGCCAAGCUGGACAGUUGGAGGUAAAGCGUCUCAUGACUUGAAGAAGUUACUCCUUGUGUUGACGAUGACUCUGCCUGGAUCACCUACAGUCCAGUAUGAUGAAGAAAUCAACCAAACACAGAGUGCAUCUCUAAAUGUGGGCUCAUCAAAUGGAGAGAAGAAUGACUCAUCAGGCACUAAUACAGACAAGGAGAAGGAGAAACGUACAGCUGUGGCUCUCUUUACCUCCCUCAGUCACUCCAGAGCCAGAGAAGAAGCUCUUCUGUACGGCAGCUUCACCUUCCUCCCCUUCAACACCUCCACUAACUCCUCCUCCGCCUCAAACUCCACUCUCGCCUCGCCUUCCUCUCCCCUGAUCCUGGCCUUCCUGCGCUCCUGGGGUUGCGUCCACUUCCUCGUUCUGCUCAACAUCGGGCCUGAGCUGCACACUCUGGAUCCCGCCUGGGCCCCGAGUCUGCCCGCGGCCGGAGUGUUUGUGGCCAGCACAGGGAUGGACCGCCUGGGGUCGACAUCUCUGUACUCGCUGGAACUGCGGCCUCACGAAGCCAUUGUCAUCAAAUUGUUUGAGUCAGGAAGCUACUCGUAGAGCUUCUCUGUUGUCAGUUGUGCUGAGAUCAAGGUGCUGGUGCUUUCCUUUUUACAGAAUAAGUUCAGAUUGCUAUGUGUUCUGAAAAUAAAAAUUAAUAUAUGUUGUGA
Scophthalmus maximus (turbot) is the source of this 2499-nucleotide messenger RNA. RefSeq names its product 4F2 cell-surface antigen heavy chain. The record is from RefSeq and is a predicted model, not a curated record. Lineage: Eukaryota; Metazoa; Chordata; Actinopteri; Pleuronectiformes; Scophthalmidae. Gene Ontology annotation, biological process: amino acid transport. The coding region runs from base 848 to 2389 and encodes 513 amino acids. The transcript has 10 exons.